Castor canadensis (American beaver) is the source of this 1855-nucleotide messenger RNA. It is a transcript of the gene Porcn, whose product is annotated as porcupine O-acyltransferase. Lineage: Eukaryota; Metazoa; Chordata; Mammalia; Rodentia; Castoridae. Gene Ontology annotation, molecular function: Wnt-protein binding; palmitoleoyltransferase activity. The record is from RefSeq and is a predicted model, not a curated record. Gene Ontology annotation, biological process: lipid modification; protein palmitoylation; Wnt protein secretion. Gene Ontology annotation, cellular component: endoplasmic reticulum; membrane.
UGCUGGUCCCGGCCUUGCGGCCUGCUGGGGAAGGCUGCCCGGAGGAGGCGGGCGACUGUAGCACGCGGCGGCACGUCCCCGACCCCAGAACCCCGGAUUCCUUCCUCCCAGAUCUAGCCAUCUGUCCAUCCAUCCGUGGGGGUCCACAAUGGCCACCUUCAGCCGCCAGGAAUUUUUCCAGCAGCUACUGCAGGGCUGUCUCCUGCCUACCGUCCAGCAGGGCCUUGACCAGAUCUGGCUGCUCCUUGCCCUCUGCCUCGCCUGCCGUCUCCUCUGGAGGCUUGGGUUACCGUCCUACCUGAAGCAUGCAAGCACCGUGGCAGGCGGGUUCUUCAGCCUCUACCACUUCUUCCAGCUGCACAUGGUUUGGGUGGUACUGCUCAGCCUCCUGUGCUACCUUGUGCUGUUCCUCUGCCGACACUCCUCCCACCGAGGCGUCUUCCUCUCCGUCACCAUCCUUAUCUACCUACUCAUGGGUGAGAUGCACAUGGUAGACACUGUGACAUGGCACAAGAUGCGAGGGGCCCAGAUGAUCGUGGCCAUGAAGGCAGUGUCUCUGGGCUUUGACCUGGACCGGGGCGAGGUGGGUGCAGUACCCUCGCCUGUAGAGUUCAUGGGCUACCUCUACUUCGUGGGCACCAUCGUCUUUGGGCCCUGGAUAUCCUUCCACAGCUACCUACAGGCUGUCCAAGGCCGUCCACUGAGCCGCCAGUGGCUGCAGAAGGGCCGGAGCCUGGUGCUGGCCCUGCUGUGCCUUGUCCUGUCCACCUGUGUGGGCCCCUACCUCUUCCCCUACUUCAUCCCCCUCGACGGUGACCGCCUCCUUCGCAACAAGAAACGCAAAGCCAGGGGCCCUAGGGGCACCAUGGUAAGGUGGCUGCGAGCCUAUGAGAGUGCUGUAUCUUUCCACUUCAGCAACUAUUUCGUGGGCUUUCUGUCCGAGGCCACGGCCACAUUGGCAGGGGCUGGCUUCACCGAGGAGAAGGACCACCUAGAAUGGGAUCUGACAGUGUCUAGACCACUGAACGUAGAGCUACCCCGCUCAAUGGUGGAAGUUGUCACAAGCUGGAACCUGCCCAUGUCUUAUUGGCUAAAUAACUAUGUUUUCAAGAAUGCUCUCCGCCUGGGGACCUUCUCAGCUGUGCUGGUCACCUAUGCCGCCAGUGCCCUCCUGCACGGCUUCAGCUUCCACCUGGCUGCAGUACUGCUGUCUCUGGCGUUUAUCACUUACGUAGAACACGUCCUCCGGAAGCGCCUGGCUCGGAUCCUCAGUGCCUGUGUCUUGUCCAAACGGUGUCCACCAGACUGCUCGCACCGGCAUCGCUUGGGCCUGGGGGUGCGAGCCUUAAAUCUGCUCUUUGGGGCCCUGGCCAUCUUCCACCUGGCCUACCUGGGCUCCCUGUUUGAUGUCGACGUGGAUGACACCACAGAGGAGCAGGGUUACGGCAUGGCAUAUACUGUCCACAAGUGGUCAGAGCUCAGCUGGGCCAGUCACUGGGUCACUUUUGGAUGCUGGAUCUUCUACCGUCUUAUAGGCUGAAACAAAUAGCCCUCACACCCCCCUCAAGACCACUCCCCAGGGUGCCAGCUCUGAUGGGGGAUGAGGGAAGACACCCUCUCUACUCUUUGACUCCUGUCAUCCUUGACUUCCACACAUACACACACACACCACAUACACACACAGUAUUUCCAUGCCUGUCCAUCCCCACCCCACCACCAGGUGGGAAGGGGUGGUCCCUGCUGGGGCUUAGGGGUGGGGGAUACUUGGGGAAGCAGAGAGGGGAAGAUCCAGGCCUCCCCGCCUGCAUUCUUCCUUUUUAUAUACAGUUUGUUAUUGUCAAAUAAAAGUAGAAAU